Molecule: messenger RNA, 14523 nt
Organism: Dermochelys coriacea (leatherback sea turtle)
Lineage: Eukaryota; Metazoa; Chordata; Testudines; Dermochelyidae
Gene: ZNF462
Product: zinc finger protein 462
Exons: 13
Coding region: 4743-12260 (2505 amino acids)
Biological process (GO): regulation of gene expression
Cellular component (GO): nucleus
Source: RefSeq, a predicted model, not a curated record
AGCAACUUCAGCUGUUUUACUUCUCGUUCAUAUGUUUGGAAUUCUGAGGCAAAAAAUCAGUUGAAUUAUUAUCAUGAAAUCUGCCUGUAUUAGGGCAGUUUGAACUAAUAAAACCAUCUGGUGUUCUCAUGGAAUUCAAGUAACCUAUGUCUAAACACACCCCUACCCACCCACACUCCCCCCGGUUUCUUUCCAAGUAACACUUCAGUUCAAAAUUAUUUUAGAUCAUUUUGGGCUUUGUCUUCAAUGCCAAAUUAAAGUGUGUUGACCACGGAACAACUAAGAGAUGUUAGCUGUCCCACUGUAAAACCCAAGUGGUGACAAAACACUGUUUUGACUGUAAGGUAGCUAGGCAAAGUGAUCUUGCCUGGGUACCUUGCAGUAGAAAUGACAGUGGAUUGUCUCCACUGGGGUUUUAAACUGGGAUAGUUAACAAAUGUCAGUUAUCCUGCUGUAGCUGAAACCCAUCCUUUUUGCAGUGAAGACAGCCUUGGAGAACAGGUUGAGCCAGUAGCACUUUAUCUGUUGCUCUGACCUGUUUGCAGUAGUGGUUUCUGUAUGUGUGAGUGUCAAGGUCUCAAGAAGAAAACACCCAGAGCUUUUCUGAGAAUUUAAGUUUUUGCUCACUGAAAGAUCUAAGUACUUUAUGUCCUAACUCCCAAAGCUGCUGUUGUGAAGUUUUCCUCUGUCUCAUAAAAAUACAGCUCUCACGUAGUAUUUUUUUUCCUUUUAAGGAUAGAAGAUUUUGCAAGCUGUUUAGUAGCUUGAAAACUCUCUUAUUUGCAUUGCACUGACCUAAUGUUAUAAAUGAUUUGCAUGUGACACGGACUCACACGUUGUAAAGGGCCAAAUUGAGCAUGGGUAUAAGUGGAUGCAACUCCACUGACAUGAAAGAAGAUGCAACUCAAUUGACCAGAACAGAAUUUAGUUGUAUGUGUGUGUUUAUGCUCACAUGCAUUCCUUGUGGAGCUUCAUAGUGCCUGUUUUUUAUAACAAUGUAGUCAACCAGAAUUUCAGCAUAUACUAGGUAGACUUCAUUUUGUGAAACCUGGCUUGAAGCUCAUGCCACAUUCAAAAUAUUGUCUAAAAUGUAUAUCCAAACACUAGCAGAGGUGUUUAGGUCUUUUAUUGCUGCUAUUCAAAUUGUGGUUUUAUUAUUUAUUAUUCCUGGAGUAUAGCACAUCUCUGAUCACAAUAGUUUCUUUUCCUGAAACCUUUGUUUUGUGACACAUUUGUAUCUUUCUGAAUUUCUUGAUUAUUCAUGCUGUCUUAUAUGUAUGUCUUUUCAAUAUGGGUAAAUUGAGAUCACAUAGGAAGCUGGAUAAGCGCUUAAUAGCCAAAAUGUGGUGAAGCUGCAUGUAUGACCAUCAUACACAGUCAACUUGAAUGGUGUUUGAUUGAUGGAUGCAGAUUUGUUUUUAUAUUUUGUUUUCAAAAAGUAAUGCAGAAGACUUAACCAUUGGGUUAACAUACAGGGAGUUUGACUUUAUAGUCUAUACCCAUGUUCUGAAGGCAGAAUUUAGCUUUAGAGUCUACACUGUACCCAAACUGGAUCCCUGAAUUAACUAAGGAAGUGGGCUACUGCAACCUAUGUAAUACCAUCAAAACCUACAAAAAUGAAAAAGAUAGGGAAGAAAAUAGAUUUUUUUUUCAUUCCUAAUACAAAAUGGAAGAAAAAAAUUCCAACAAAGAUCUUGAGAGGAUUGAGGUUGCUGCUAAGGAAACCAAUUUAGGUUGUCUUUUUGAAAGAAACCACUGACUCAAGUGAGAUUGAGGGCACACAUUUGGUCUUUCAUUUCCUCAUUAUUUCUAUUCUGUGAAGAAUAUAAAUGACAAGACACACCCUUUUUAUAGCACUCUUCAGGCUUACAUUUCUCAAACAUGUCAGCUUUUCCAUUGCUAGAAAGUCCCAUAGUUUUAUUCAAUGGUGUCUUGGUGUCUUGAAUGGUUAAAUGUAGAUAGUGUUUAAAAAAAACAACUUAAGAAAAUAAGAUCAGAAGCCACACAUGCCUGGGCUAAAUAAAGCAUUUCACUAGUAAUCUAAUCUAUAGUAGGAGAAGGUUCUGCAGCUGUGAAAUACUGGCAUCUUUUAAAAUCUAGAUUUCUGUAUCAGGAAAAAAUGCAUACCCUGUGGUGUUACUCAUGAGAUUUAAGGUUCUAUUUCUUGAAGAUUUUGUAAUGUCUAUAAUUAGGUGCUGGUGAAUCACAUUGCUGUAGUGUUUCAUAGUUUAUUUCUGGGAGGUUAAGCUCCAACAGACAAAAAAAAAAAAAAAAAAGAACAAUGCUGAGGCCUCCUGUACUUUGUUAGAGGAGAAGUUUGCUCAAACGCACGAAUUCAAUCUCUACUAAAACCCUUUGUUCAUGCUCAUCUGUUUUGGCCAAGUAAAAUGAGUCUCCAAGGGAAUUUUGUCAAGUUGUAGCAGGUUUAGCAGUGGUGCAUCUGUAAUAAACUAUACAACCCUAGGGUGGCUCUGUAUUAACUUCACCGUGGCAAUAAAUAAAAUUUAAAGUGAACAAAAUGAAAACUGUGUUUGCCUUCUGUUUCCUAGGUCUAAAGAAGCUUCUGAUCUUCCAAAUGUUGGAAAACUCAGAAAAUUGGAGUACUUAUUUUUAAAGGUAGUGAUACUAAAAUUGAGCUGGAUGUUCAGUGUGUGCUCAGCAUGACCUUUUCAGUUGUGGUUGUUCAUGUACAUAUUCUUAACUUGUAGAAGCACUGUUGACUCAAUCUCAAAACAGAACAGAUGGGUAGUCAACCCUAGAAGCUCAGUUUUGAGGUCACAAUCCUUUAGACAUCACAAUUAAUUUUGUAUUUUGAAGCACCAAAACCACACACUUUAAAAAAAAAAAAAAAAAGUCCCUCAGAACUAUUUUUACUGAAGUUCACUUGUUGCCAAGCUCUAGGAGAAGAAAGGUAGAGAGAAUGGGAGACUUUAGCCUGAAGCUUUAAAACUACAAAAACUUGGAAAUCUGUUUGCUCAAGUUUUUUUCCAGUUGGAAAAUCAGAGACUCUCUUUUUCAUAUGAAACAGCCAUAUAAUUUAAGAAAAGGUUGCACUCUAUGUAGACCAAACAAAUUUAGACAAACUUAGACAUUUUAAUUUUAAUUUUUCCCUAGCUGCAUGAGGAGAGUAGCCUGACAUUAGUAUGGGUAUUUUAGAAGCUAUGAGUUAGCAUGGUCACAAGGGGCAUGGGUUGGAAUAUUGUAGAGGUCUUGCUUGAUGUAUGGAUUCCUUGAAUGGUUUGUUAUUUUGGGGCUUUUUGGUUUUGGUUUAUUUAAAACUUUGCUUUAGUAGUUCAGAAGCUUCCUAUUCUACUUUUGAUUUUGUUGACUUGGUAACAAAAAAAAUAAAUAAAUCUUGCUGUCACAAUAUCUGGAAAUAAAAUCGAUUGUGUGUUUACUAAAAAAUCGGAAUGUAGCAGACAGUGUUCGUAUGUUGCCUAUGCUGCCUCGUGAUGGACAAUUGUGCAAAUCUUUCUUUAUCUCCUUUAUUUGGUGCAUGUCUCAAUGAAGUAUCAACCUCUGCACUGAAAAUGUGCUCUUUUUUGCUUGCUGAUAGAUGGGUCUCUCUCAGUUCCAAUCCCUUGUUGACAAGGAAAAAAAUAAAGAUGUAUCACAUUUCAGUUUCUUUGGAUAGUUUAGCCCAAACUACAAGUUUCUGAUUUCUUCCUUCAUACAGUGCCUGAAUUUUAAAGAGAAAUGUGUAAAUAGUAAGGCAAACUGCCUCACAAAAUACGAUUCAUUGUGAUUUCGGUACAUGCCUUGGUGAAAACAUCAAAUUGAAGGCCAUUCAACUGUACCUGAGGCUGUUUGUUCCUUUCAUCUUCUGUGAGAUUAACCUCUUCCCUGACUCAGUGCUGCUUUUGUGGGAGAGGCCCUAGUGACAUUAAAGCUAGAACCCAUUAGAAAGGGUCUUUUGUCAUUUUUUUAACAUCAGUAGCUUUUACUGAUCUCAUAACCCUUUAAUUUGCUUUGUAGCAGAACAAGGAGACUGUGGUUCGAGUUCAUCUAGACAACAGCUAGCAUCCUUGAGAAUAACUUCAGAAAGUGCCACAAUAUUAAAGAACUGUAACUUUAUAUAAUAUAGAUGCUCUAACUAUGCACUGCUGAAGCCCUUGGGUUUAUCUUGUUCAGAACCUCAAUUUUUCUUCCGUCAGGGUUUUGUUUUGUAAACCAGUCUAAAUGUUCCCAAAAGACACACAGUGGCAAGCCUUUUGUUACGUUCUUUCUAAAGCGACUGAAGUUUUAAGGAAAGAGAUUUUUGUUUUUCCUCUCUUCCACACAAUGGAGCUUUCAGAGAACCUCUUUUAAAAGGAAUAGCUCCAGCCUUUGUGUUGAAGGGUGUGUCUGUUGGCAAAGUUUGCUGAAGCAGACAGGCUGGCUGGUGAUUAACAAAGGUCAUUAGACUUUGGAAUCUGGCACGCAGAGUCAGAUGGUAUGUCUUCUGUGCAUAGAAGGACAACUCUCAAGAGGCUGAGGCAUUCUGGAGGGUUCCUUCCCCCCAUACCCCUCCCCCUGUUUAAGAGGGCUACUUCAGUCUGUAGGACAGUUUGGACAAGUGUCUGGCUUCAGUAAUACUGUUGUGCUGGAACUAAUCAGCACAUUUAUCAUUCAUGGGAUAAAAGAACCUUCAGAGAUCUUUGCAAAUGAUCAGUGAGGGAGCAAAGGGCUGGUUUUGACAGUGCAUGGGAACAGCAAAUUCUCUGUUGAAAAAGAAUUUCCUGAUGUAAAAUAUAUCCAGGACCAUGGAGGUGCUGCAGUGCGAUGGCUGUGAUUUUCGAGCUCCAUCCUAUGAAGACCUUAAAGCUCACAUUCAAGAUGUUCACACUGCUUUUUUGCAGCCAACAGAUGUUUCUGAGGAAAGUCCUAGCCAGCCAAGGUCUGGGUCCAUGAAUGCUAGCAACCAGACAGAGGUCGAAUUUUCUUCUGUAAAGGAUGAAUUUACAAUUGCAGAUGAAAUUGCAGGGCAAAAUGCAGCUCAAAUGGGGACUGGAAGUUAUUAUAGCCAUAGCCAGAGUUUUUAUAGCCAGCACAUGGCCCCAAAUCCUAAACCAACAAACAAGUUUUUCCAGUGCAAAUUCUGUGUGCGUUACUUCAGAUCCAAAAACCUUCUCAUAGAACAUACCCGAAAAGUGCAUGGCACACAAGCUGGAGGGAGCUCGGUGGGACCGCCUGCUGCUGGAUCGUUAAAUUACAACAUCAUGAUGCAUGAGGGGUUUGGCAAAGUUUUCUCUUGCCAGUUCUGCACCUACAAAUCGCCACGGCGUGCAAGGAUUAUUAAGCACCAGAAAAUGUAUCACAAAAAUAAUCUAAAGGAGAGUUCAACUCCCACUACUGCCACAGCUGCCAUAUCUGAAUCUGCAUCUGCAUCCGUGCCGGUGCAGGAAUCCUGCAAGGAGCUGCCUGCUGAAGUAGUAGAGCGUAGCAUCUUGGAAUCCAUGGUCAAGCCUUUAACAAAGUCUAGGGGCAACUUUUGCUGCGAAUGGUGUAGCUAUCAGACCCCUCGAAGGGAACGCUGGUGUGACCACAUGAUGAAGAAGCAUCGCAGCAUGGUAAAAAUACUGUCAAGCCUGAGACAGCAACAGGAUGGAACCGGUUUGCCUGAUGUGCAGAACAAAAGUGCACCGAACUCUGCCCCAAACUCCAACUAUAUCUCUAUGAAUGCUACAGGACGUGAGAUGCCGAAUGCCAACGUCUCAAACUUCAGAGGCUCUAUGAGUAACUCCCUUAUCAGACCCAAUUCUUCUACAUCUUCAAAGUUUUCUUCUGUGUCUUAUCCUCAAAUGAAGCCUAAGUCACCUCAUAACUCUGGUAUGGUUAAUUUGUCCGACAGAUCCCGCUAUGGAAUAGCUGACAUGACAAAUUCUUCUGCUGACCUGGAAACUAAUAGUAUGCUAAAUGACUCUAGCUCUGAUGAAGAGCUAAAUGAAAUAGACAGUGAGAAUGGCUUGAACUCCAUGGAUCACCAGACCUCAGGAAUGUCUGCAGAGCAGCUGAUGGGAUCUGAUGGUAACAAAUUAUUGGAAACAAAGGGGAUACCCUUUAGAAGAUACAUGAACAGGUUCCAGUGUCCUUUUUGCCCUUUCCUCACUAUGCACCGCCGAAGCAUCUCCCGCCAUAUUGAGAACAUCCACCUCUCUGGGAAGACGGCUGUAUACAAGUGCGAUGAAUGUCCUUUCACUUGUAAGAGUUCAUUAAAACUUGGAGCUCAUAAACAAUGUCAUACAGGUACAACAUCAGACUGGGAGGCUGUGAAUUCCCAGAGUGAAAGCAUAGCCUCCUCUCUGAAUGAAAGCACAGUGUCUUAUGAAAGCGGAAAUAUAAAUGGCAGGAAGUCAGGGGGAAUGAUGGAAUCUGUGCAGCAGCAACAGCAGCAGUCACCUCAACCCCACUCGCAGCACCCCUAUAAAUGCACGCUGUGCAACUACUCCACAACUACUUUGAAAGGUCUCCGAGUUCAUCAACAACACAAGCAUUCUUUUUGUGAUAACUUGCCAAAAUACGAGGGACCGUCAUCCAAUGCUCCGCAAGAGAGUGAGGCGGAUGCCCAUGCUGCCUCCAGCACUGUGAAGAAAAGCCAGACCUCAAUCCUUGGGUUAUCAUCUAAAAAUAACUUUGUAGCUAAGACCUCUCGAAAACUGACAAAUGACUUUCCCCUAGAUCUAUCACCUGUGAAGAAGCGAACUAGAAUCGAUGAAAUAGCGAGCAACCUACAGAGCAAAAUUAACCAAAACAAGCAACAAGAAGAUGCAGUGAUUAACGUAGAGGAUGACGAAGAGGAGGAGGAAGACAAUGAAGUGGAGAUAGAAGUAGAAUUGGACAAGGAAGAAGAACAAACAGAGCCAUUGAUGGAGGUGUCUAGUUCCUAUGCACCCCAGCAAAUGUGGGGAAGAGAUACUAAUGAUUCUCAGAAGGAGACUAGUUUCAGGAAUAUACCACAUGAUUAUAAUUCCACCAACGGGGCAGAAAUUGAGCUAACUUUAUCUGAAGAUGAGGAAGAUUAUUAUUGCUCUUCUGUCAACAUGAAGGAUCAUCAAGGGCCUAAUGCAUCUCUUCUGGGCAGCCAGUCGAGUAUGUAUGAUCAAAACAGUGAAAAUGCAGAGUUUAAUGAUUCCGGGCGGCUUUAUUAUUGCAAACACUGUGACUUUAGCAACAAAUCUGCGAGGAGUGUUAGCACCCACUACCAACGGAUGCAUCCUUACAUUAAGUUCAGCUUUAGGUAUAUAUUGGACCCUAACGAUCACAGUGCUGUGUACAGAUGCCUUGAAUGUUACAUUGACUACACCAACUUUGAAGACCUGCAGCAGCAUUAUGGUGAGCAUCAUCCUGAAGCUAUGAAUGUACUCAACUUUGAUCAUUCUGAUCUGAUCUACCGCUGCCGCUUUUGUUCUUACACUAGCCCAAACGUUAGAAGCUUGAUGCCACACUACCAAAGAAUGCACCCAACUGUUAAAAUUAACAAUGCAAUGAUAUUUUCAAGCUAUGUAGUCGAGCAGCAAGAAGGGUUAAAUGCAGAGUCGCAAACACUGAGAGAGAUCUUGAAUUCUGCUCCCAAGACCAUGGCAACUUCCACCCCGGUGGCCCGCGGGGCUGGAGUUCCUGCUACAUUUAACAAAAAUGCUUCAAAGAGUUUUAGUCCAGAAUGUGAAAAUCAGAAAGAGCCUUCAGUUAAUAGCGUUGUGGUAUAUGACUGUGAUGUGUGUUCGUUUGCAAGCCCUAACAUGCAUUCUGUUCUGGUGCAUUAUCAGAAAAAACACCCUGAAGAAAAGGCUUCAUAUUUCAGGAUUCAGAAGACCAUGCGGGUGGUGUCUGUCGACAGGGGUUCUGCCCUGGCUCAACUGUCCUUUGAGCUGGGAACUUCCAUCUCCCCAAAACUCUCCAACAUGGCUUCACAGCCACCACCUCCCCCACCACCACCACCAGACCUCACCACUGAACUCUACUACUGCAAGCACUGUUCAUAUAGCAACCGCUCGGUGGUGGGAGUGCUCGUCCACUAUCAGAAAAGGCAUCCAGAAAUAAAGGUCACUGCGAAAUACAUUAGACAGACGCCCCCCACAGCAGCAAUGAUGAGGGGUGGUGAAAUGCCACCUGGCAUUCAGAGGCCACCAGCGUCUAUGCAGCUGAACAGGGGCAGCUCUGAGAGCUCUGUGGCUCCCCUUGAGAAUGAAAUGUUCUUCUGUCAGCAUUGUGACUAUGGAAAUCGGACCGUUAAAGGUGUGCUCAUUCAUUAUCAAAAGAAGCAUCGUGACUUCAAAGCCAAUGCAGAUGUGAUCAGACAGCACACAGCCACAAUUAGGAGCCUUUGCGAUCGUGGCCAGAAAAAAUUGUCCAGCAGCAUGCCUGCGCCCACUUCCAAUGCAGAGCGGGACAAGGCUAAACUAAGAGCUCUCAAAUGCCGGCAGUGUUCCUACACGUCGCCUUAUUUUUAUGCACUGAGGAAGCAUAUUAAGAAAGACCAUCCAAGUCUGAAGGCCACAGUUACAUCCAUUUUACGAUGGGCAUUUUUGGAUGGCUUAAUAGAAGCUGGUUAUCACUGUGAAUGGUGUAUUUAUUCACACACAGAGCCUAGCGGUUUGCUCGUGCAUUACCAAAGGAGACAUCCUGAGCAUUAUGUUGACUAUACAUACAUGGCCACUAAACUCUGGGCAGGUCCAGAUCCUUCCCCUCCAGCCCUAGUGAUGCCGUCAGAGGCAAAAACCUAUAAAUGCAGAGACUGCAUUUUUGAAGCAUCUUCCAUUUGGGAUAUUACUAAUCACUAUCAGGCUUUUCAUCCUUGGGCCAUGAAUGGGGAUGAAUCUGUGUUGCUGGAUAUCAUCAAGGAGAAAGAUGCUGCUGAGAAAGCUGGCAUCCAGUCUGAUGAAGUUGGGACUAGGGUUAAUUCUGAAGACCAGAUAACCACAUCACAGAUGGAACAGGACGUGGACUGUACAGAAGACUCCAGCCUCCCCCAAGAAAAAAAUGUGCAGCUGGCCUCUGCAAACCCUGCAAUAUCCUCCACGCCGUAUCAGUGCACAGUAUGCCAGUCUGAAUACAAUAACUUGCACGGCCUCCUGACACAUUAUGGCAAAAAACAUCCUGGCAUGAAAGUUAAAGCUGCAGAUUUUGCACAGGACAUAGACAUUAACCCAGGAGCCGUGUACAAGUGCAGGCAUUGUCCUUACAUUAAUACGCGCAUCCACGGUGUCCUUACACACUACCAGAAACGGCAUCCGUCAAUAAAGGUCACCGCUGAGGAUUUUGUGCAUGACGUGGAGCAGUCUAAUGACAUGUCCCAGAAUGAUGUGGAAGAAACAAGUAGGAUUUUCAAGCAAGGGUAUGGUGCUUACAGAUGCAAAUUAUGCCCUUAUACCCAUGGCACUUUGGAAAAGCUUAAAAUUCACUAUGAAAAAUACCACAACCAACCUGAAUUUGAUGUGUUUGCGCAGUCACCACCAAAGGUGUCUGCCUCCUUGGAGCCGGAGAGUACCCCUGAAAUAAAGGCUUCUCCGGAAAUUGUUGUUGAGGACAUCGGAGAAGUCACCGUGCCAGCUUCUCAUUUCUCUAGCUCUCAUCUCGUGUCUCACACAGUGUUCCGCUGCCAGCUGUGCAAAUAUUUCUGCUCCACCCGGAAGGGGAUAGCCAGGCACUACCGCAUCAAACACAACAAUGUCCGGGCACAGCCAGAAGGCAAAAACAACCUCUUCAAAUGUGCUUUGUGUUCCUACACAAACCCCAUCCGCAAAGGGCUUGCAGCACACUACCAGAAACGGCACGACAUUGAUGCUUAUUACACUCAUUGCCUGGCAGCCUCCAGGACGGUAAGUGACAAGCCCAGUAAAGUGAUCAUUCCGUCUCCUCCCAAAGACACCUCUCCUCAGUUGAGCGAGGAGCUGAGGAGGGCAGUGGAAAAGAAAAAGUGCUCACUUUGUUCCUUCCAGUCCUUUAGCAAAAAAGGCAUCGUGUCCCACUACAUGAAGCGCCACCCUGGUGUUUUCCCUAAGAAGCAGCAUGCGAGCAAGCUGGGGGGCUACUUUACUGCUGUGUAUGCUGACGAGCAUGAAAAGCAGAUUCUAGGAGAGGAGAGAAAUGAUUUUGAAAAGUCUGAGGUGGAGAAUGAGGCUCAGGAAAUCGAGUGGCUUCCUUUCAGGUGUAUAAAAUGUUUCAAACUGUCCUUCAGCACAGCCGAGCUGCUGUGUAUGCAUUACACUGACCACCACAGCAAGGAUUUGAAGAGAGACUUUACCAUACUGGGGUGUGGCACCCGCUCUCAGAGCUCUGCCUACCAGUGCAAGCACUGUGAUAGUAAACUGCACAGCGUGGCAGAACUGACCUCACAUUUGAACAGUCACAAUGAGGAAUUCCAGAAGCGUGCCAAACGUCAAGAGAGGAGGAAACAGCUUUUGAGCAAGCAGAAAUAUGCAGAUGGUGCUUUUGCAGAUUUCAAACAAGAGAGGACAUUUGGUCACUUGGAAGAUGUAUCAAAAUUUAAGGAGAGGAAAGUGGUUGGAUACAAAUGUAAAUUUUGCGUGGAAGUUCAUCCCACCCUUCGAGCCAUCUGUAAUCACCUUCGCAAGCAUGUUCAGUAUGGGAAUGUCUCGUCUGUGACAGCUACCGUAAAGCAGGAAGCGGAAGAUUCUUCAAACACAACUUUGGAGGGUUUUGAGGGAGCAAAAGACCAUGGCAUGGUGGAAUUUACAGAAGCUGAAUCUGGAGCAUCCUUGGAAGAUGAAACCAGGCCUGGGGGCUACCACUGCAGCCAGUGUGACCGGGUUUUGAUGUCUAUGCAGGGUCUGCGAUCUCAUGAGAGAAGUCAUUUGGCUCUGGCCAUGUUUACCCGUGAAGACAAGUACAGCUGCCAGUAUUGCUCCUUUGUCUCUGCUUUCAGGCACAAUUUGGAUCGCCAUAUGCAGACUCACCACGGACACCAUAAACCAUUCCGUUGCAAACUCUGCCCAUUCAAGUCUUCCUAUAAUAGCCGCCUGAAAACUCAUAUACUCAAAGCUCAUGCUGGUGAACAUGCCUACAAAUGCUCCUCCUGCUCAUUUUCCACCAUGACAAUCAGCCAGCUGAAAGAGCACUCCUUGAAAGUGCAUGGGAAAGCACUGACACUACCAAGACCCCGCAUUGUCAGCCUUGUAGCCUCACUCGCCCAACACGCCUCCAAGAACCACACUCCUGCUGAAGAAGUGGAGGACUCUAAUGAUUCUUCAUACUCCGAACCUCCUGACGUUCAGCAGCAGCUGAACCACUACCAGUCAGCAGCUCUGGCCAGGAACAACAACAACACUAGCCCCCUCCCAAUCUCUGGGGCGGCUGCAGGAGCUGAACAGAAAACUGAAGCCACCCUAAACUGUGAAUUUUGUGAAUUCUCCUCGGGUUACAUUCAGAGCAUUCGGCGUCACUACCGUGACAAACAUGGAGGGAAGAAGCUCUUCAAGUGCAAAGAUUGUUCCUUUUAUACAGGCUUUAAAUCUGCUUUUACUAUGCAUGUGGAAGCUGGGCAUUCAGCAGUUCCUGAGGAAGGACCCAAAGACCUUCGCUGUCCUCUUUGCCUGUACCACACCAAAUACAAACGUAACAUGAUUGACCAUAUAGUCCUGCACAGAGAAGAGCGAGUUGUUCCCAUUGAAGUCUGCCGAUCCAAACUGUCAAAAUACUUGCAAGGAGUAGUUUUCCGCUGUGAUAAGUGUACCUUCACCUGCUCCAGUGAUGAGAGCUUACAGCAGCACAUAGAGAAGCACAAUGAACUGAAACCUUACAAAUGCCAACUCUGCUACUAUGAGACCAAACACACGGAGGAGCUGGACACUCAUCUUCGAGAUGAGCAUAAAGUGAGUCGUAAUUUUGAGCUGGUUGGACGGGUUAACUUGGAUCAGCUGGAACAAAUGAAAGGGAAAACCGAGAGCUCCAGCAGUGAUGAGGAAGAAAAGGAAGAGGAGAUGAGCCCCAAGACUGAAGAGAGAGAUUCCAUGAUGUUCUCUGACAGUGGCGCUCCUGAGAAGCGUUUUCCAUGUGAGUUUUGUGGGAGGUCAUUUACAGAGGGCUCUGAGUGGGAACGGCACGUACUGAGACAUGGCAUGGCCCUGAAUGAAAGUAAGCGAGGGACCAGGGAAGAUGAACAGCCGAAGGAGAACGCAGAGGAGGAUGUUAAGGUACCAUCAGCAGAAGAAAAGGAAAGCAGUGAGGAAAUGGUGGACUUUUCCCACAAGAAUGAAACUGCAGUCCUUGGUGUGGCUGCCGAUAAAUCUCUCCAAGAGAACACAGAGGCCAAAAACGAAUAAGCAUUUGGUGUGAUUUUAAUUAACCUACUUGAACAGUGAUGAAAGGGGUGGGGGGUGGGCUGAAGGAAGAAACAAAGCUGCUUUUAGGACUGAAUGAUCUAUUUUCAAAGCACUGGUACCUGUGUGAGUGUGUGUAUAUUAAAGUUAUUUAAAUGAUGGAAUAAGUGGCUCCAUUACAUCACUGCAUCUUUUCUUCUGGAUUUUGACAAUGGGAAGUUACAUUCAUCUUGGACUAACGAAGCAACUUCCCAGGUUCCUACAUUACACAAUGUGCUUUGCAAUGGAGACUUGGAUUGUUUGAGAACAGACGCGUCGUGAGCGUGGAAGAAGGGGGGACAACUUUUUGACGCACAAAUUUCAGUGCGUUUUUCUAGUUUUAAUACAGUACACUUUUCCAGACUGAAUGCAACUGCUUUAGAAAAGAAAAGAAAGGAUUUAAAAAAAAAACUGCUUUGCAUAAAACAGUCACCUGUUUCUUAGUACCUCAAAAUUAACCAAGGGAAAUCUCUGCAUUUGUCAGUACUACCUGUUGUCGUUGUGGUUAAAUGUAGAGACUGCUGGCUGAGGUGGUGAAUGGAGGAAGAAAAAAAGAAGUUUUAAAGAAAGGAAAACAAAUUGUGCUUAAAAUCCCAGUGUGGGUUUUAUUUCUUAAAAUACUGUGAUUUUUUAAUUAUUUUAGUAAAAAAAAAUACAAAAAAAAAGAGAGAGAGACUUUAAUUCCUAGAUAACUGUUUGUGAAUUGUCAUCCUUUAUUCCAGGUAAGCUGUUUGUUAGUAUUCAACUAUAAUUUUAGGGUUUGAUAGAUUCAUGUGACUGAUUGUGCGGUUUUGUUUGCCACAUGUUUGUUUUCUAUCUGCCUGAGGUGUUACAAAUACAGCACAAUUAAGUUUCUCAUGUAAAAUUAUUUCUUUUUCAGUGGGGGGGAAAAGGGGAAAGGAGACUUGUUCUUGCGAACAAAUUUUUUUUAAACAUAUGGAAAUAACAAAGAAGUUUAACUUUUUUUAAAAAUUUAAACUAAAGAACCAAACUUACGGCACAGCUAUGCAGCUUGUGGACCAGCCACUUAGGUCCUCAUAACCAUUCUGUUGCUUGUCAAAUUAACAUUGAUCAGUCUCACGCCAGUAACUUUUCGUUAAGAUUGGCUGCCUUUUUGUAUGUGGUGUGUGGUUUUUUCUUUUUGUUUUUGUGCGGUGGGGAGGUGGGAGGGGGUCUCUGAUAACACGUGUUUUUGCAAGGGAAGGUGAAAUAGUUACAUACUACAUGGAGCUUGAAUCUAACUCGAGUCAAGACAGGAGUUGCUAUUUUUCCCUCCUCCUUAGCAUGAGGGGAGCAGCAUAGAAUAAAUAGGAAUCUACACCCACGGGGAAGGAUCCUGCACUCUUUAAUUCCCCCCGCCCUUUGGUGAAAUGCCCACUGACGUCUAUGGGAGUUUAGCCUGAGUAAGGAGUGCAGAAUCCAGGUCCAUGGUAUGUUCUGACCAUGAACAAAAAAGAGUUUCUUUCCAAAAAGUAGAAAAUACUUGACUGAAACCUAGUUUUAGAAAUGCAUGUGUCUCUUCGUUUGUUUUUUUGUUUUUGGGGGGAUGUAUUGGGAGGGAGGGGAAAAGACAGGAAGCUAGUGAGAAGACAGCAUCCCACAAAGCUUCACAUAAAAUUGAUGGCAAAAAUGUUGCAUUUGUGGAAUAAGUGCUACUUGAAAAGCAUGGUGUUUUUGCUUUUAAGGAUUCAUCCUCUGAGGGGUUUCUUUGGAGGUGGGAGGGAGCAUCAUGUGGAAAACACAGCAGAGGGACAAGUAUAAAUACACAUUUUGUGUCUGUAUUUGUUUUUUUAAUUGGCCUCAUUUCAAAUGUAUUUAAACAGUUCCAUACCUGGAUUGGGUGUUUGUAAUGGUUACCAAAAACGAAAAAGAAAAAAAAAUGAAAUAAAUGAUUGUGACAUGCUUUUAUCACUACUUUAUUUUUCAAAUAACAUGUAAAUAUUGUAAUCCAUUGGAUUUUGUUUUGCUAACCUGUUAAUAAAAAUAUGGGACCAUUAUCCUUUUAACAAGCCUAGAAUGUCAUAUAUUUCUUUUUUUCUCUCCCCCCCCGACCCCCUUCCAAUGUAUACCUGAUAUAUUGUGGACACCACAUUUUAGAUGCAUUAUUAUGAAUUCUGUUAACUGUAAUGAUGACAUAGAAUUGAAAAUAACAUUUUUUUUCAUUGUUUAAUUUAUACAGAGGACUUUUUCAGAGUUUGACAGAAGGAAAUAAAUAGCAAAAUGCUAA